Messenger RNA from Anopheles funestus (African malaria mosquito), 398 nucleotides. It is a transcript of the gene Sf3b5, whose product is annotated as splicing factor 3B subunit 5. Gene Ontology annotation, biological process: mRNA splicing, via spliceosome. The transcript has a single exon. Gene Ontology annotation, cellular component: precatalytic spliceosome; U2 snRNP. Bases 118 to 375 code for a protein of 85 amino acids. The record is from RefSeq and is a predicted model, not a curated record. NCBI's taxonomy places the organism in Eukaryota, Metazoa, Arthropoda, Insecta, Diptera, Culicidae.
CAAAACAACACAAUCCUGCUCGCCAAAAACGAGCAAAAAGCCGAUAAACAAACGCUGCGCUUGAGAAGUAAUCGUAUUUUUUAAGUAAAAGAACGAACAUUCUCCACCACCACUACAAUGGGCGACCGGUACAACAUCCACAGCCAGCUGGAACAUCUUCAAAGCAAAUACAUCGGUACGGGACAUGCGGAUACAACGAAGUACGAAUGGUUAACAAACCAGCACCGAGACUCGCUUGCUAGCUACCUCGGACAUUACGAUAUGCUGAGCUAUUUUGCUGUUGCCGAGAACGAAUCUAAGGCACGAAUUCGAUUCAACAUCAUGGAAAAGAUGCUACAACCGUGUGGUCCACCACCAGAAAAGAUGGAAGACUAAAAAUAAAUGUAACUGAAAUACAA